CUCGGAUCAAUUCUAGUUUGGUCCGAAAGACAACCUUGAGGAAAUAAGAGAUUGAAGAAAGAAGACUUUGAAGAAGACAAGCAAAUCAAGAAGAUGAAGUUUGGCAUCGCAAUUAUUGCUGCUUUGGUGAUUUUUCUUUCCCCAUCAGUAAACGGUGCGGAAAGCGACGUGGUUCGUGUUUUUGACAAAAAGACGCAGAUGAGUGGCGAAAAAGUGAUGGAAUACCUGAAGCAGGCUGACCUCGAGAAGUAUGGAUUUAAGAAAACCGUCGAAGAGUCCACGGAGACUGAUGAAAAUGGUAAGAUAACCAAAAAGACGACCAUUUACUAUUUGGUCACCGAUGAUUGCUCCAGGGUUUGGUUCUGGGAGAGCAUUUUGGAGCAACGUUUGCCAGCAGAGUUGAGAAACUCGAAGCUCGCUUCAACCAUCGUGAAAGAGGUCAAAGAUCGUAUCACCGGUCGCAAGACAAAGACCUGCAAAGUUGGCCUGGAAAUUCAUCCAAAUCGUUGCUCAGGAAAAGCUUGCGGAAAUGACCGGGGCAAACGUGGUAUCGCAGGUGCCAUGCAUUUUUUCUGUUGGUCUGCCUCCAUUAAUUACGCUAAUUAACUAGCUUACCAACUGUCAUUUUAAAGGCUUUAAUAAUCAUUUGGAAAUGGGACGAGAAUAAGGACUAAGAGUUGAUAUUAAAUAAUUGUGUAGUGUUUUGUAGUAUUUUGAACUACUGUACUAACGGUAUAGUUUUUUGUCAGUAUAUCAAAUAAACGCAUAUUUAGCUCGG
Messenger RNA from Dendronephthya gigantea, 778 nucleotides. RefSeq lists its product as uncharacterized. The transcript is spliced from 2 exons. The record is from RefSeq and is a predicted model, not a curated record. The coding region runs from base 94 to 606 and encodes 170 amino acids. NCBI's taxonomy places the organism in Eukaryota, Metazoa, Cnidaria, Anthozoa, Malacalcyonacea, Nephtheidae.